UGCAUGUGACGGCACUGGUGUGCAGCGGAGGAUGGGAACAGAGCCACUGGUUCCUGCUCGGUGUGAGGAGCUGCUGUGGGCUGGAGGAGGAGGAGCGGGUGGGGCCUGGCUCUGGUCACUGACCGGAGACUCUCCUGGAUUUGAUUCGGCUGUGAUCCGACCGCAUGUCUGACCCAGGGGUCCGUCUGCUGCCGGGAGCGAGCUGCACUCAUCCCCCGUCACAUGUGACAGAUGGAUGCGGGGCCGUCGUCGCGCUGCAGGAGGAUGAAAGCGUCGAGCUUCUUCUAGGCUGGUAACGGGAGCCGCCGCUCGGCCCUUUCUUUAUUAUAGGGACGAGUCAUCCGCGGUUCGCGAUGUGAAGAUCGACCGAUAAUUCUCAUCUCGCGAUCCUGACGAAUAAUUAUGAACAACGCGCAGGAUAUGUCGCCGGAUUUCGUGUUGAUGCGCCUGGUGUCCGCGGCGGAGGAUGACCGCCUGGACGCGGAGAACGGGAACGUGCCGCCGGGAGGAGUGGUGCCGGGGCUGGGGAAGGAGGUCCUGGCUCACAGCGGCGUCAAGGCGGGUUUGGAUAUAAGCCGAGAUCCGACGGCGGGCGUCGAGCAUCCCGGGGGCCGCCUGAACAAAGGCCCGUUGAGCGGGGAGGGCACGGCUGCACCUGACAGCGGGCUGCCGGAGAGCAGAGCCCCGCUGUCCGCGCCUCCUCCGCCGCAGAGCCCCAUGGAGGCCCAGGGCUUUGACUUCGCUCCCAGCCCCGGCCUCCGGCCUCAGCUGCUGGUCUUCUCCAACAUAAUGCGGAACGAGGACGGGAUUCUAGAAUUGGACCGACGGAAUCAGCCGAGGGAUGCGGUGGGUCUGGAGCCGAGCCCGGGCUCCGGCUGCUCCGGCCCGGCUGUCAACAACAACGGUCCCGGGGACUCGCAGCAGGAGCGGAUCUCCGUUUCCGCGGACAUGCAGGGAGCCGCGGAGCUGUGCCGCCGGCAUCGGCUCAUCUACCCGCCCGAGUGGCCCUUGUUGUCGGAGAGAUCCAACCCUCUCACCGUGAUCGAGUCCAAAUGGGGCUGCGCCUCCAGGGACCGGGAGGGAGCCGUGUUCGAGCUGGCCCGGCGGUUCGGGGAGCUGGGGGUCGGCGCGGUCCCCAAGAUGCUGUUUAAAGCCGGGGAGCUCCCGCAGUGCUCGUGUCAGGGUGCCCACGGGCCGGGGGGAGGGCGAGUGGAACCCGGGGAUGACCCCACCGAGACCAGCGAUGCUCUGCUGGUGCUGGAGGGGCUGGGGAGCGGGGACGUGGCCGGCCUGGGCAUGGAGCAGUGCCCGGAGGACGACACGGACGACGAGACCGGACGCCGCGAGUUUCUACUCAACAGGAAAAGGGAAAUAGUUCAGAAGAUGUCCGGAGCUUUCUCCAUCAGCAGCUUCCAGGCGGAGCUGCGGCGGCAGGUGGAGGUUCUGGCCCCGGCGGCGGCGGCCCAGGUGUGCAGCCUCCACGGGAGCGCGGCCGGCCGCCUGGCGCAGGUCAGCUCCGGGGACUCCGAGGUCGUGGCGCAGGUUUCAGCCAUGUCCCCGUCCCCCACCCCGGUCCAGAGCUCCCCCUGGGCCGCGAGUCCGAACCUGAGCCUGGCGUCCACCCCCAGGAGGCGGCCGGAGCGGUGCGCCAGCGCGCCGCGGACCCCCACGGGCCGGGCGGCAGGGGCGGACAAGAGCCUGAAAGUCCCGGGCAAGUCCAAAAAGGGCUCGUUAAAGAUCCGCCUGAGCAAACUGUUCCGGACUAAAAGCUGCAGCGGCUCCAACCACCUGCUGGACAAGAGGCCCUCGGUCACAUACUCGGUGUCCUCCGCCGGGAGCCUGGUGGACAUGGCGAGCUCUGCUGGAGCUGAGCAGGACAGCCACCACCAGCCCAGACUGACCAGGGCCCACAGUGCCUUCUCCCCCGCCUCCCUCUCCGCCUCCCUCUCUGCUUUCACUGGUGAGACUGUUUCUCUGGUGGACGUGGACAUUUCUCGGCGAGGGGCGAACACGCCACACCCUCCCACGCCGCCCCCUCCUCCACGCCGGAGUCUCAGUCUGCUAGAUGACAUAGCCGGGCCUCAGCCUGGGCCUUUCCUAGUUAUGGGCGCCUCCCUGCAGUCCCUCCCCCUGCCUCUCCCUCCUCCUCCUCCUCCCUCCCACGCCACCAUCCAGCACAGUCUCAGCCUCAAUGACGCCUUCCUCCGGGCCCUCCCUCAUUCGACCCCAUCGCCGGUCGACGCGUUACCCCCGUCCAGACAGGCUCCGCCCCCUAUGCUCUGUGCACUGCGGCGCUCUGAGGCCAGCAACUUCACCGCCAGUCUGAGGGAGCUGGAGAAGUGCGGGUGGUACUGGGGUCCGAUGAACUGGGAGGACGCAGAGAUGAAGCUGAAGGGGAAACCGGACGGGUCCUUCCUGGUCCGAGACAGUUCAGACCCCCGAUACAUCCUGAGCCUCAGCUUCAGGUCGCAGGGGGUAACGCACCACACCCGCAUGGAGCACUACAGAGGGACAUUCAGCUUGUGGUGUCACCCCAAGUUUGAGGACCGCUGCCACUCGGUGGUGGAGUUCAUCGAGCGAGCCAUCAUGCACUCCAAGAACGGAAAGUUCCUGUACUUCCUGCGCUCCAGAGUCCCAGGGCUUCCUCCCACUCCAGUUCAGCUGCUCUAUCCCGUAUCUCGCUUCAGCAACGUGAAGUCACUACAGCACCUCUGUCGCUUCUGCAUCCGGCAGAUCGUUCGCAUCGACCACAUCCAGGAGCUUCCACUGCCCAGACCUCUCAUCUCCUACUUGAGUAAGUUUUAUUACUACGACCCGGAGGAGGAGAUGUACGUGUCGAUCAAGAGCAUCCAGAGGGUGGUGGGAGCCGCGCAGGAGGCGGAGUCACAGACGUAGCAUUGGAGAUCUUCUCAGCUCAAGUUUCUGUGUGGAGGACUGAUCUGAACUGGUCUUCCAGCAUCAGCCGAUCCCAGUCCCUGAAAAUCUCUGUGUCCGGUUGGACGGGGACAGAACCGCCUCUCUGUUGAUUUGGACUAAUGAAAGGAGGGACAGUGUUUCCAGACUGAGGUUGUGCCGCUGCCGGGGACUCGUCCUCUGAGGGACGGCAGAGACGCUCUCGCCUGCGGACACGUCGCUGGAAACGAAAAGGAAAUUUUGAACUUGAUUUGCAAAUUUCCCCGAAACCUGCUGAACUGGACUGAAAACACAAAUGCACUGGUCAGUUUUUACAACUGUUGUUUGCUGCCGUUUUCUCGUUUUUCCUUCCAUUCUGUCAAGAUGAGUGAUUCUGGAUGAAGUGUCGCCUGCAGGAGGGAUUCACACACACGAGGCAGGGCCGCGCUCGACCACCGCCCCGCUCGACCACCGCGCUCGACCACUGCCGAGCACGGGGCAUAGAGAUGGAGCCGGAGAGAAAUGAGUCAAAAUCAAGUUUCCAUUGUUAGCAAAAAUACUACGACUAGCAAAAUGACAUGAUGGAUUAAAUUAAAUCAGAAGUUUAUUCUGCUUGUGACACCAGCUGACCCUGACAGAUGUGAUGAACUCUUCAGAACUCCUCAACCUGAAGGUCAUUAGUUUCUUUAUCGGCUGAUCACACUGAGGUUCUGUUGAGUUUCACUCGGCUCUGAUCCUCCUGCUGGUGGUGUUUCUCAGAAGCUCCAGACGCUGCUGUCAGGAACGUUUCUACACCAAUCAAAUAAAAUACGCCAAAUUAAAAAAUCAUUAUUAAUUCAAGUCCACUUCACCCGUGUCUCAUAAACACUGAGGCUCCGUCCACACUUAGAAACACAUCCACCCUGCUACAGAUUCCUCCGGCGUCCACACUGCUCCGGAGUUCUAGAGCCGGUUUUAGUUUGAAAACUCGAUGUGAACAGAUGAAAUGCUCGUUCACUCCCAGGUGAAGUGACUCAGGUUCUAUGGGCGUGAGUCUGAGCUGAGUGGGUUCUACCUUCAGAACCUUCAGUGUUACUGGAGAACCCUUCAGUGUGCUGGAAGCGUUAACACGUCUAACAGCACCUCCAAUCCUUAUUCUUUUAAAUAAUUCGUUUUGUUUAUAAUAAUAAUUAUAGAUGGAGGUAUUUAACCUGACACCACCAGAGGGAGACGUUUGAUAUCUGAGGAAUUCUUUCUAAACAGUCAACAGGAAACACUAAAAUUCACUUUAUAUAUAAAACUAUGUUUUAAACAGAGCUACAGUGGCUCAGAGCAGAUUUAUCUUUUACAGCGUCACAGCUCAUUGGGACCGAAGCAGGAGGAUGAAGGAGUUUUGUAAAUAAACAUCAGAUCUAUGAUGAGACAUUGGUUUGAAUUUGGAGUCGAUGCAUCGGGAGGUUGAUGCCUGGUUUCUGAUGCCCUGCCUCAUGACGUGUGUCUGUCCGCUCGCCGCUCUGCACCUCUUCUCUCUGUGGAGAGGCCCAGGUGUGUUCUGUUCACUCUGUUUCUCAGUUCCCUGAAGCUGCAGCGACCCGCUCAGCGUUUUCAGUAAAAAAGAAAGAGAAGAAAAAGACAAAUAAACGUUGGUAUG
Molecule: messenger RNA, 4522 nt
Organism: Platichthys flesus (European flounder)
Lineage: Eukaryota; Metazoa; Chordata; Actinopteri; Pleuronectiformes; Pleuronectidae
Gene: socs7
Product: suppressor of cytokine signaling 7
Biological process (GO): phosphatidylinositol phosphate biosynthetic process; intracellular signal transduction
Cellular component (GO): phosphatidylinositol 3-kinase complex
Molecular function (GO): 1-phosphatidylinositol-3-kinase regulator activity
Source: RefSeq, a predicted model, not a curated record